GCUUUGCUUCCUUGGCGUAUGGCUGUGCCAAGGCAGUGCCAUCCCUCUUCUAAAUCACACUUGGCUGGCACUGUUGGGUCCCACAAGCAGUUCUCAAGACAUCAAAGAUGGCCGUGCUGCCCCCUACUGAGACAAUUUGUAUUGUCAGACCUUGCUGCCGGUGUAAAAGGUGGCAGUGCCAAGGGAUUACUGAACACUGAGGCCGACUGCCUUACCUGUGGUUAGCUGCCAGUUGGCCAGUCUGUGGCAGCACAGCAUGAUGGCCCCGCCCCCUUCCACAGGUAAUGCCACGUGUUAGAAUAGAAGCCCUCUGUUGCUGCCCAGCAUGUGUGGGCCGCCACAGGCUGGCAGACUCUUAUUAUGAUGCCCACCCGGAUGCCAGUGCAGGCUCAGGGUUUCUUCAGCUUCUUCUCUCGCUCCUCCCUUAGUCGAGCCUCUGCCCGCUCGCCGUCCGGGUCCAUGACAGAGACCGACGGGUGCUGCCAACAGCAGCAGCAGCUGACCAAGCUGGUGGAGAACCAGCCGUACGACGAGAGCCUGGAGGUGAACGACUCGGAGGAGGUGGCCAGCGAGACAGAGGAGGAGGAGGAAGAGGAGGAUGAGGACAAUGACGAGGAGUCGGACGAGUGCGGCGUGUCCCCCGAGGGCGCCUACGACCCCGCCGAGUUCAGCCAGCUGCAGGCGUCGGCCGAGAUCAAGGAGCUCUUCCAGUACAUCGGGCGCUUCGCGCCGCAGGCCGUCGACUUGGAGCUCAAGCUCAGGCCCUUCAUCCCCGACUUCAUCCCGGCCGUGGGCGACAUCGACCCCUUCCUGAAGGUGCCGUGCCCCGACGCCAAGACCGACAAGCUGGGCCUCCUGGUGCUGGACGAGCCGUGCACCAAGCAGUCGGAGCCCACCGUGCUGUCCCUGUGGCUCAUGGAGAACUCGAUGCAGCACAACGUCAUGCGGGUGAAGGUCAAGAGCCUGGAGAACGUCGAGAAGAGCGGCAAGGCCAUCGACAGCUGGGUGGAGAACAUGAGCAAACUGCACCGCGCCAAGCCCCCCGCCACCGUGCACUACAGCCGGCCCAUGCCCGACGUGGGCACGCUGAUGCAGGAGUGGCCCCCCGAGGUGGAGCGGCUGCUGGGCCGGGUGGGCCUGCCCACCGCCGAGCUCAAGUGCGGCCUGGCCGAGUACGUGGACGUGGUGUGCGCCGCCCUGGACGUCCCCGUGUACAAGAGCCGCGUCCAGUCGCUGCACGUGCUCUUCACGCUCUACGCCGAGUUCAAGAACUCGCAGCACUUCAAGGCGCUCGCCGAGGGCAAGAAGACCGCCACGGCGGUGGGCCGCUCGGGAUCGACGGACGCCGAGCGGCUGCCCUUCAACUGA
This is a messenger RNA of Polypterus senegalus (gray bichir), 1368 nucleotides long. RefSeq names its product intraflagellar transport protein 46 homolog. Gene Ontology annotation, biological process: cilium assembly; intraciliary transport. The record is from RefSeq and is a predicted model, not a curated record. NCBI's taxonomy places the organism in Eukaryota, Metazoa, Chordata, Cladistia, Polypteriformes, Polypteridae. Bases 361 to 1368 code for a protein of 335 amino acids. The transcript has a single exon. Gene Ontology annotation, cellular component: motile cilium; centrosome; intraciliary transport particle B.